Syngnathoides biaculeatus (alligator pipefish) is the source of this 3853-nucleotide messenger RNA. RefSeq names its product far upstream element-binding protein 3-like. Gene Ontology annotation, molecular function: mRNA binding. The transcript is spliced from 18 exons. The record is from RefSeq and is a predicted model, not a curated record. Gene Ontology annotation, biological process: regulation of gene expression. NCBI's taxonomy places the organism in Eukaryota, Metazoa, Chordata, Actinopteri, Syngnathiformes, Syngnathidae. Gene Ontology annotation, cellular component: nucleus; cytoplasm. Bases 509 to 2155 code for a protein of 548 amino acids.
ACCACGUGACUAUUUGUCGACGUCACGGCUUCAACGAUACUAAAAACCAAAUAGAAGUAGUUAUAACCGCAGCAUAUGACAAUACUUCAACGACGCGAUUGUUGUAGUUUGUCAGGGAAAACCUGUCGUUUUUUUAAAACUUUUGCCACCUGUGGGCCGGGACCACGUGACCCAACGCGGAACCGGAAGCGCUCAGCUCACCGACAGCCAGCCGAAACCGCGCCACAGAUCCUCUACGCGGAUGAAGACCCACGCCCCGUGAGCUGCCGUUAAACCACGGCUGUCAAAAACACUCGGUCACACCGGCAUUUCAAUCAGACAUUGAAAUUGCCACAUUUUGUAUUCCCGAAAACCUUUCGCCCGCACUCAAGCACUUCUCGGACCCGGUUGACUCGACCAAUGCGAGUGAGCCCUCUUUCUCGCGGAGAGCAUCUCUCCUCCCAAACGCGAGCCGAGCUAGCGGCUCCACGGCUAGCAGCUAGCAGGCUAGCGGCUAGCGAGUGUCGCUAUGAUGGCGGAGCUGGUGCAGCAGGGAGGCGGCGGCGGCGGCGGCGGCGGAGGAGGAGGACAGGCCUCGGUCGGCGGCCAGGCGAGCCUCAAGUCGGACGGCCUGGCCGACGCCUUGCAGCGGGCCCGCCAGAUGGUGGGCAAGAUGGGGAGCGGCGAGGCCCUGGCGCACAUCAACAGCUCUGCGGCCGGCGUGGAGCAGUCGCUCUACUACAAGCGAGCGCCCGACGACACGGGCAUUCCACUGUCAGCUGUGGGACACCAAAGGGUGCUGACGGAGGACUACAAGGUCCCCGACAGGAUGGUGGGCUUCAUCAUCGGCCGAGGCGGCGAGCAGAUAACCAGGAUCCAGUUGGAGUCUGGAUGCAAGAUCCAGAUCGCCGCCGAUAGCGGCGGUCUGAUGGAGCGACCGUGUUCCCUGACUGGAACUCCAGAGUGCAUCGAGCAGGCCAAGCGUCUCCUCGUCCAGAUCGUGGACCGCUGCAGGAACGGUCCCGGUUUCCACGGGGACGGGGAGGGCGGGGCCCUGGUGCAGGAGAUGCUGAUCCCGGCCAGCAAGGUGGGGCUGGUGAUUGGCCGAGGAGGCGAGACCAUCAAACAGCUGCAGGAGCGUGCGGGCGUGAAGAUGAUGAUGAUACAGGACGGUCCCAUGCCCACCGGAGCGGACAAGCCCCUGCGCAUCUCUGGAGACCCGUACAAAGUUCAGGCGGCGAAGGAGCUGGUUCUGGAGGUGAUCCGGGAAAAGGACGCCGACUUCCGGUCGGGACGCAGCGACUUCUCGGCCCGCCUGGGGGGAACCAGCCUGGACGUUCCGGUUCCGAGGUUUGCGGUCGGCAUCGUCAUCGGCCGCAACGGAGAAAUGAUCAAGAAGAUCCAGAAUGACGCCGGCGUGAGAAUCCAGUUCAAAACGGAUGACGGCAUCAGUCCGGAGCGGGUCGCCAUGGUGAUGGGCCAGCUGGAACGCUGUCAGCACGCUUUGCACCUCAUCAACGAACUCAUCCAGACCGCACAGGAGCGCGACGGCUUCAGCUCAGUGCUGAGGGGCAACCGGGUGAGAGGACGCGGUGGGGAUUGGACCAUGGGUUCCCCCAGCCCCCUGCAGGAGGUCACCUACACCAUCCCCGCAGACAAGUGCGGCCUGGUCAUCGGCAAAGGCGGCGAAACCAUCAAGAGCAUCAACCAGCAGUCGGGCGCCCACGUGGAACUCCAGAGGAACCCGCCGCCCUCCACCGACCCCAACACGCGCGUCUUCACCAUCAGGGGGUCCGCGCAACAGAUGGAGCACGCCCGCCAGCUCAUCGACGACAAGAUCGGGGGUUCGGGCAUCAUGAGUAACGGCGGAUUCGGCUUCAGUCCCUUCACUCAAGGCCCCGCCCACCAGAACUGUGGCGGCGCUCAGACCUUCUUGACGGGCGUGUGGGGGAACACCUACCAGACCAGCUGGCAGAACGCCGCCCAGCAGGACCCUGGUCAGCAGAGUCAACCUGCAAGUGUGAUGAGCGACUACAGCAAAGCGUGGGAGGACUACUACAAAAAACAAAGUCAGUCGUCCCAGCAGAGUUCGCUGCCCGACUACACGGCGGCGCUGGCCGAGUAUUACCGCCAGCAGCCGUACCUGUGGAACCCCGCCCAGAUCCAGGAUCACUAAGAGGCUCCUCCCACCCUUGGACGCCGCACCGCCUCCCUUCCUUUUGUAGAGAAAAUUAACGGAAACAGGAAGUGCUCUUCUUCUGGUUUUAACCUCCAAAGUGUUGGACUUCCUGCUUUGUUUUUUUACGGGGGGGAGGACACUUGAACAAAGUUCACUUCGCCUCCUUUUGUCUUUUUCUUCUUUUUUUCACCACGUGAUGCCUAGCAGUCUUGAGCAAGAUGGUGGCGAUUGUUCUUGUUUUUAAGCAUGUCGCAGGUUGUUUAGCUUUUUUUUUGUUGUUGUUUUUUGUUUUUAAUUUACCAUGUAGAUGUUAUGUUGGCGUCGGACAGAAUUGUGACGCUUUGCCUUGACUGGCGUCUUUUUGUACGAAACUGUCAAUGAUUUUCUUUGUCCGGUCACCGUUUCGAAGGUGCUUGUCAGAAAGCACUCAAUUCCUGUUUUUCUCUCAGUUCUGCGUUCGAAUCUUAAAUUUUGUCCUCUCUGUGGUCAAACAUCAGGCGAUGAUGUAGUGCAAGUGGCAAGCUAGCACGGUAGCACUUGACGUUUUGGUUAGCGCCCGGCAUCUGACGUGCUAUCGAUCUGUCGCAUCUUUUUUUUUUUUUUUUUUUGUCUGUCAAGUUUGAUUCUGGGUUAGCUUUAGCCACCUAGCCUGAGUGAAGGCAAUGCGCUGUCAUGCCGCUAGCAUAGCGCUGCGCACGGUUCGGGCCACAGAGACGUUUGACCUUGAAGGAUGUCUUUUUGUACGAAACUGUCAAUCAUUUUCCUUCUCUGGUCACUAUUAUGAAUGUGCUAGUGAUAACGACAAUGUCCAGAUGAGUUUAUUUUUGGUUUGAUGUUAGUUCUUCAACUUUUUCUUUUGGGAGUUUUUACUGCGUCAUAUGAUCAUGUACUUGUGCGCUCUGUGGUCCGAACGCCAUGCGACGUGGAGACAAGCUAGCACAUUAGCACUGGAUCUGAUGUUAGCAGCUAAAGUGCGAGCAGUUUGUCACAUUUUUUGAGUUUGCAUGAAAUCACAAAUGUUGAUUAAAAUGAAUUCACUUCCACACUUUUUUUUUUUUUUUUUUUUUUUCGCAACCUUCGGCGUUGUCACUUAGCCAUAGCGGACGGCACAUGCUAGCGUAGCGCAGCGCACGUGUUGGACCACAGAGACGAUUUGUCAGGCUGCUCUUGUUCAUAGUUGUUGAAGAUGAUGAUGAUGAUGAUGAGUUGGGUUCAGGUGUCUAUUUAAAUGAAUUUAUGAAUGUUCAGUUUGUUCAUGAGCUAAUGUACAUGUCGUCACUUCCAAAUGAAUUGUAUUUUUAAGUUUUCACCCACAAGGAGAAGCUCUUCUCAAGACUGCUACGCUAAAUGCUAACGCUGACCUCUCCCGGCCUCGCCGGCUAUAGAGCGGCUCGAUAGCCUCGUUAGCACGGGCGGCGACUCCGAGGCCAGGAGACGGAUGGACUUGGGGGGGGGGGGGGCAGGUGAUGUCCCCCGGGGGUUUCGGAGGUGGGCCCAGAACCGCCCCGUUUUAGUUCUUCCCAGCUACGCCACUUUUGUUUUGUUUUCUGUGGUUUUUCUAACGGACAUUUGUCCAAAUGUAACCUUUGGACUUUUCUAGUAGAUUCUAUGGACUGAUGGACGAGGAAGACGAAGGUGAUGAUGAUGAUGAUGGUGAUGUAACCAUGAGGGCUAAUAAAAAAGGCUCCUUUCUGA